AUGGACAGUCAGGUUGAGAGCAAGAUCGAAAAGCGCCCGGAGGAAAGCGCCAGCCAAGUACCCGCAAUACCUUCUCCAGCUCCUCUCCUAAGACCAGCAAUCCAUGGCAGCAACCCUAGGAUCAACAGUGGAGCACGAACACCACGCCUGGGCCUCGCGAUCCCUCCCUCUCCGAGUCAGAAGCCCCUCAGCAGUGGUGGAUCUAUUCCAGAUCUCCCAUCGCAAUCAUCCCUUCCCCCAGUCUCGCAAAUAUCACGACCCUCCAACAGGCCUGCUCCACCUCAACUACGUCUCGCUACCCCAAUGGGCAGCAGUAAGACUCCCACAGAUCAGGCCUUGCCUUCAAGCAAUCGACCACAGCCCCAGCAACUGAGCACAUCUAUGAGUGUCGGAAGUGACGGGAGCGAACGAUCGAGAUCUGAUAGCUUUACAAUGUUGGAUGGGAAGAACAGCAAUCCUACGUCAGCCUCAUCCUCGGGUUUCUCUACCCACAGGCAUCCUGCAGGUACACCAGAUCCAGCUUCGGCAAUCAGCUCGGUAUAUUCUGAAGCAGGGGCUACAACGGAGAAGGAAGGAAGUCAUCAUACUCUGCCUGAUUUAGCCCAACUCAGCUUGGAAAGAGGAAGGGACUUAGAUGUGGAUGAUCUGAACGACGAUGGAUGGAGAGCAGCAAGCGAACAAAAACAAAUUGUUGAAUUGGGCAGUUUGGGUGAAGGUAGUGGAGGUGCCGUAACAAGAUGCAAACUGAAGAAUGGCAAGACAGAGUUCGCUUUGAAGGUAUGCUCAGCGAUAUACGACCUUUUGUAUUCAAAUCUUGUGAUUGCUAAAGCACAACAGAUCAUUACCACAGAUCCUAAUCCAGAUGUUAAAAAGCAGAUAUUUCGCGAGCUAGCCUUCAAUAAAGACUGCGAUUCCGCAAAUAUAUGCAAGUACUACGGAGCGUUUGAUGAUUCUUCCGGGACCAUUAGUAUAGCAAUGGAGUAUUGCGCCGGUGGCUCCCUUCACGGCGUCUACCAGGAAGUCAAGAAAUUAGGUGGCAGGACAGGAGAAAAGGUCCUAGGAAAAGUCGCGGAAGGGGUAUUGAGCGGGCUAACGUAUCUUCACGGACGACGAAUCAUUCACCGGGAUGUCAAACCAAGCAACAUUUUACUCACGCGAGAAGGACAGGUAAGGCUCUGCGAUUUUGGCGUCAGCGGGGAUACAGGUACGAAAGGAGAAGCAAAUACUUUCAUUGGAACUUCAUAUUAUAUGGCACCAGAGCGCAUCACUGGACAGUCAUACACCAUCACCUCAGAUGUCUGGUCGUUAGGUGUUACCUUACUCGAGGUUGCACAGCAUCGAUUUCCGUUCCCAGCUGACGGAACGGAGAUGGCUCCCAAAGCUGGACUGAUCGAUCUAUUGACAUAUAUCGUGAGGCAGCCGAUCCCGAAGCUAAAGGAUGAGACUCCAGAUACCAAAGGUGAAGGAGGUAUCGCGUGGAGCUCAAAUUUCAAGUACUUUAUUGAAUGCUGUCUCGAAAAGGAGGCGACACGGCGGGCUACGCCAUGGCGCAUGAUGGAGCAUCCCUGGAUGGUGGAGAUGCAGAGCAAGAAAGUCAACAUGGCGCACUUCCUGGCUCAAGUAUGGGACUGGAAAGACUGA
Molecule: messenger RNA, 1641 nt
Organism: Bacidia gigantensis
Lineage: Eukaryota; Fungi; Ascomycota; Lecanoromycetes; Lecanorales; Ramalinaceae
Exons: 2
Coding region: 1-1641 (546 amino acids)
Biological process (GO): protein phosphorylation
Molecular function (GO): protein kinase activity; ATP binding
Source: RefSeq, a predicted model, not a curated record